AUGCUACCACUUACUAACCUUUUACGCGGGAACAACCGUGAGUUUUCUUUUCCUGACACAGCUGUAGAGGCUUUCAAUCGUGCGAGGAAGUCUCUUGCAGAUACAACUGUCCUUGUUCACCCUAUACCUGAUGCCCCACUUUCCAUUGUGGCCGACGCCUCCAAUUUCGCUAUAGGUGCUGCCCUUCAGCAACAGACGUCCACUGGCACCCAGCCCUUGGCUUUCUACUCUGCCAAAUUGACACCCCCACAAACUCGCUAUAGCACUUUUGGUAGAGAAAUUCUUGCAAUUUAUUUAGCCAUUAAGCAUUUUUGUAAUUAUAUUGAGGGCCGAGAUUUUUGUAUUUAUACUGACCACAAGCCUCUUACUUAUGCCCUCUCUACUUCUUCUGACAAGUAUUCACCCCGCGAGGCCCGCCAUCUCGAUUUUAUUUCUCAGUAUACCACCGACAUUCGAUUUCUUAAAGGCCUUUAUAAUCAAGUUGCUGACUGUCUUUCUCGGCCUGGCAUUAAUGCCAUCACCCGCCCUUCCAUCGAUUUGGAGCGCAUGGCAGAACUGCAAAAUCAGCCGACUUUCAAUGAGAGCUUUCAACACACUAGUCUUCAACUCGAAGCCAUUCCUCUUUCCACCACCCCCGGUACAAUCUUGUGUGACGUAUCGCGCAGUGCCUCCCGACCCGUAGUGCCAAGCGAGAUGAGACGAGAUGUUUUUGCCGCGUUGCACAAUCUAGCUCACCCUGGCAUCCGCACUACCCAGCGCCCCGUCAGCGAGCGGUUCGUUUGGCCAAGCAUGAACACUGAUAUACGCCAGUGGACCCGUUCAUGUUUGGCCUGUCAGAAGGCCAAAGUCGGACGGCACAACAAAGCCCCCAUUGGCACUUUUCUCGCACCCGAUGCACGUUUUUCACAUGUCCAUAUCGAUCUGGUAAGUCCCUUUCCAACAUCUCGUGGUUGCAACUACUUACUUACUGCGAUUGACCGAUUUACUCGUUGGCCCAUUGCAACUCCCAUACCUAACAUAACUGCAGAUUCCGUUGCUCAUGCUUCUUCGGAAUACUGGAUCUCUCAUUAUGGCGUCCCCUCAACCAUUACCACCGAUCGAGGUCAACAAUUCGAGUCUAGACUGUUUAACAGCCUUACCAACCUCUUCGGAUGUUCUCGCAUACGCACGACAGCAUACCACCCCUCAUCCAACGGUUUAGUCGAGCGUUUCCACCGGCAACUCAAAGCCUCGCUCCGAGCUCAUAACAACCCUUCCCAUUGGAGCGAGCAUCUGCCUUUGGUCAUGCUCGGUAUCCGUACCGCACUCAAGCCCGACUUGGAGUGUUCCACUGCCGAACUUGUCUUCGGUACUACCCUACGGAUUCCAGGUGAUUUUUUCGGGUACUCUCAAAGCUCAGCCGACUUGGAUCCCAGCGAUUAUGUGCAAAGAUUGCGCCAAGCCAUGACUCAUCUUCGAGCCACUCCUCCACGUCCUUCAACAAGUAAGUCGUACGUCGACUCGAACUUACUAACAUGUUCUUUUGUAUUUGUCCACAUAGAUAGUGUUCGCCGGCCACUACAACAGCCCUUUGACGCCCCAUUUCGAGUACUAUCGCGCAAGGACAAGCACUUUACAAUUGACCGUGGAGGCCGCACCGACGUGGUUUCAAUCGAUUGCUUGAAGGCGGCUUAUACCGAGCCUCUUCCAACUUGUCCAACUCUUCCAACCUCCACUUGGCACAUUGCCACUUUCUAUUUCCCAGACUCCAUUUACGCCCAAUAACCCUGCGUCUUCCCUUAUCCCACAGACUCCUCCCCUUACGCGCAGUGGUCGUCAUGUCCGUUUUCCCGACCGUUACCAGCUUGUACAAUAUGCAUAACACUCCCACAUUUUCCUUCUAUUAACAAUAAUUUUUUUGAACUCCGUUCUCCUAGGAGGGGGAGUAUUGUAGUGACAUUUAAGUCUGUUUUGUUUUAAUCAGUUACAAUACGCUUUGACACAACUUUGAAUAAGACAAAGAACACGCACGUGCACUUUUACCUGCCGACGACUUUGUUCUUAUUUACUAGUUUGUAACUGUUGGGAUACUGCUAUUUUCGUUUCCUGGAUAGCCUACUCGCUGUGCCCAACUAGUGGAUUUGUCUCUUACAUACUUUUCCAGAUGGGUCUGAAAAGGCGAUCAUGCAUGCAUCUCGCACGCUAACCCCUGAGGAGAAGAACUACGGGCAAAUAGAGAAAGAGGCUCUAGCCCUCGUGUUUGUCGUCUAGAAAUUCCACAAACUGUUGUACGGUUGCCACUUCACGUUGCUGACGGAUCACAAACCCUUGCUGUCAAUCUUCGGUUCGAAGAAAGGCACUCCCGUCUACUCAGCCAGCCAACUUCAGGGAUGGGCAACCAUCCUUCUUGGCUACGAUUUCGAUAUUCGCUAUUGUCGCACUACAGACUUUGGUCAGGCUGAUGCCCUUUCUCGCCUCUUCAGCAAUCAGCAGGAACCGGAGGAAGAUACCGUGAUUGCCGCUAUUUCGAUUGAGGACGAUUUGCGCCGUCGGCUAUCAGACGCCAAACGAGGUAUCCCUGUCACUGCCGCGGAAAUCUGA
Molecule: messenger RNA, 2580 nt
Organism: Spirometra erinaceieuropaei
Lineage: Eukaryota; Metazoa; Platyhelminthes; Cestoda; Diphyllobothriidea; Diphyllobothriidae
Source: the annotation of a GenBank genome assembly